GCGUCGUCGUUCAGUCACGUGUUUCACGUCUACGCGAGUCGCUCUUGUCUCACAGUGGAGCUGUGGUGUUUGGAGUCUGCCCGGAAUAUAAGUGCUAUUUUCGUCGAGUACAGAGAAUGAGUGAUAACGACGACAUCGAAGUCGACAGUGAUGAAGAGUCGUCGAGAUUUCACCCAGUGGCAGACAAACGGGCACACCACAACGCACUGGAGCGCAAACGCAGGGACCACAUCAAAGACAGCUUUCACAGUUUACGUGACUCUGUGCCUUCUUUACAAGGAGAGAAGGUUGGAGGACGUUUCUCACACUUUGUCAAACAGGCAUCCCGAGCUCAGAUUUUAGACAAAGCCACAGAAUAUAUCCAGUAUAUGCGCCGCAAGAACCACACGCACCAACAGGACAUCGAUGACCUGAAGAAACAGAAUGCUUUGCUGGAGCAGCAGGGUAAGUUUCGUGCUCUAGAGAAGGCCAAGGGGAACACGCAGCUGCAGGCCAGCUACUCAUCAGACAGCAGCUUGUACACCAAUCCUAAAGGCAGUGCCGUGUCAGCCUUCGACGGUGGUUCCGAUUCCAGCUCCGAGUCCGAGCCUGAAGAGCCGCCUACCAGGAAGAAGUUGCGCGUGGAGCCCAGCUAGAUGCAUCCAUCCUGCCUAUCGGACUCUCUCCUCUAUCUUUGCCCCUUUCAUUCUCACCCUCACCCACAACCUGUUCCCUCCUCUCUUUUCUCCUGUGUGUUCAGCAACCUGGGGAGUGUCUUGAGAAAGGCUCAAAAAGUUUCAGCCUUUUAUCUCUCAACACCGAGGGCACUUUGCGCGUGGAUCAAGCAAAGCAUCAUUUUCCCUCCAAGGCGUGGCAGCUUGGCAGUUUUAAGACUGCAAUAUUUUUCAGCCUCCUCAAGUAGUCAAGCAGCAAGUAAUGUAAAGCGACAUACCAUUGUUUCCCAAAUAAGCUAGGAGAUAGAAAAUGGAAAAUAGGCGUUUCAUAAAAAGAAAGAAUAUUCUACAUUUAUAAUAUUUCUAAUUUUCCUUGAGAUAUACAAUGGUGCUUUUUAAAAGAACACAAGGGUAUGUUAGCUGUAUGAUCCUGGUGUGGAAGACUGGUGUUCUCCCCCUUUUUUUGACAAAUAUCUGUUGCUGAAUUUCUUUAUUUAAUGGAAUGUUGAGGCUGUAUUUUGUUAAUGUGUUGUUUUUUGCCUGAGAUUAUAAGUGGAAGUAGCUGGCCUCGACGUUUCCAUAGUCCCGACUUCAUAGUUUCUGAACUUGGAUUUUUAACCUGCUUCGCCAAAAGAGGACAACUUUUUAAUACAGGUAAACUUCCCUCCAGAAGUUGAAUGUUAACGCGUAGUUCAAAAGCAGUUUUUUUUAUUACAUGUAUGUUUGUUCCUUUCAGUAUGUAGUAUGUGGCACUGUAUACUCUUCAAUGUCAUUGUCUUGAUGGAAUAACUUUCCCCGUGAAACUUGCCUGCCUAUAGGGAAUGUUUUGGUUUCAUUUGAAAGAGUGUGUAUGAAAUAUUGUGCUUUUAUUCCAUUCCAUGGAAAUUACAGGUAUGUUGUACAUACUGCCAACAGUUGUCUUGCAAGUUGAGGCAUACCUUUACUAUGAGACUCCAAAUAAAACUAUUUUAUCUUCGACCUUA
Messenger RNA from Tachysurus vachellii, 1636 nucleotides. RefSeq names its product protein max. Gene Ontology annotation, biological process: positive regulation of transcription by RNA polymerase II. Gene Ontology annotation, molecular function: DNA-binding transcription factor activity; protein dimerization activity. The record is from RefSeq and is a predicted model, not a curated record. The coding region runs from base 117 to 635 and encodes 172 amino acids. The transcript has 5 exons. Gene Ontology annotation, cellular component: RNA polymerase II transcription regulator complex. Lineage: Eukaryota; Metazoa; Chordata; Actinopteri; Siluriformes; Bagridae.